UGAAAAUGUUAAUAAUGAAUCUGCUUUUUUAAUGUCCGAUUUGGAUAAUUAUUUACAUCUUUUUAGUGAUUCGUCGAGUUUGCGGCAAUUGCUCGGUUAUGGCAUUAAAGAUUAUGGUCCGCACAUUCAAAAGUUAAAACUUUCGAUUGGGGGGAAAGCGGUCGGAGUUCAUAAACGCGGACCACGGAAAAAUAAAAAUGUUCUUUACCACUCAGCAGACACGGCAGCAGGUGUAGAAGUUAGGCAAUUAUACGAAAUAACUAAAAACCACAGCAACCACCGAGCCAUGGUGCGAAAUUGCCAAGACACGCUUUUAAUGAAUUGGUCGGAUGAGGAAGUGGAAAAAUAUGGUCUUUUAAGCACUUUGACCUACAACACUCGGCAAGAUAAAUUUGGUUUUCGGCUGCCGCCCUGGAGUGAGGCUCCCCAGGUUUGUCCGUUUGUCAUUAAGGGGAAGCCGUGUGAUGGUAGUCAUGGUUUUGAAAAAGUUCCCGUAGAAAUUAGUUCCUUUUUAGCCGAACAACGCAUUGCUAAAAAAAAGUUGGGCCGCAAAUUGAAAGGGGUUAACGACCACUUUGCCGAAUGGUUAAACUAUGUUUAUUCGCAUUUUCGCCCCGUUAAUUGGAAGUGA
Molecule: messenger RNA, 631 nt
Organism: Racocetra persica
Lineage: Eukaryota; Fungi; Glomeromycota; Glomeromycetes; Diversisporales; Gigasporaceae
Source: the annotation of a GenBank genome assembly